GUAUGUAUGUGGUCAUUGAAUUAGAUUGAAAUUUGGUGAAUAUUUAUGAGAAUAAAGCCAUGGUAAGCGGUUAGGAUCAAGCACAAACAUUUUUCCACGUGUGACCCGUGUUAUUGGAAGCCACAUGCUUGCAAUUCAUGCUAUUUCUUGUUGUCAAAUGUACUUAUUUCACUUUUGGAAGAAAAAAAGGGGCCAAAAAUGUAAAAGUUGCUACUAAAUUGAACCCAGAAAAAAUGUUGUUUUAAGGAGUCAAAACUUCUCUUAUUUCUUGCAUCACUGCCACCUCCAUCUAUACAGCACAACCAAUGUUACUGUCCCCUUUUUCUUUAUCUGCUAUUGCUGGCAUUUUUGCAUAAUUCCCUGUUACUGUUUUGGUGUGUUAUGGUCCCACAUUGGUUAAAUAAAAGACUUGAUUUGUGUACAUGAACUCCUAACACCGUUCCCUUGCAAGCCGGUAUCCAGGGACAAGUUCUACCUAUGAGUUCAUAAUACAUAGUCAUAUACAUUCCUCAGAAAGGUGUUCUAAAUGUGUUUUUUCAUAAAAAAUCCAGGCAGGAAUAAGUAACUAAACAGAGAUGCACAUUCUUUUUGGUGUUAUAAGUUGUUACCUAAUGGAGCUUUUGUUGAAUGGAGUUCGGUGCUUAACUGAAGGUUUCCAACCUUUAUAUCCUUUCUUACCAGUAACUAGUCUAUGUAAUAUGCUGGAGAAUAGGAACUAAUUUAUAAUAAUGAUGCAGAGGCAAAAAGUUUAUCUUUUUCCGUGGGGCUUGUAAAUGAUGCACUUGUAAUCAACAGUAAAUUACAUCUGAGAGCAUUUCUCCUUUAUUCUCUUCUUAUUGUAUUUCAUUCAGUCUUUUGCAUUGUUGUUCUAGUCUGAUGCUGCUAACUUUAUCAGUUGCUGAAAGAAGAUGGCCAAAGCUGAUGAUAUUCAGCCACUCGUCUGUGAUAAUGGGACAGGAAUGGUUAAGGCCGGAUUCGCUGGAGAUGAUGCUCCAAGGGCCGUGUUUCCAAGCAUUGUGGGUCGCCCACGUUAUACUGGUGUAAUGGUUGGUAUGGGCCAGAAGGAUGCAUAUGUUGGGGAUGAAGCUCAAUCCAAGCGUGGUUUCCUAACUCAAGUACCCAAUUGA
This is a messenger RNA of Ilex paraguariensis (yerba mate), 1127 nucleotides long. The record is from the annotation of a GenBank genome assembly. Lineage: Eukaryota; Viridiplantae; Streptophyta; Magnoliopsida; Aquifoliales; Aquifoliaceae.